AUGAUCAUCUAUUUGACACUAUUGAUGUUCGCUCUCAUAGACCAUGUCACGGCUGCCAUGCCCAAAUUCGUCUUUGCACAUUUUAUCGUGGGCAAUGCAGCGUCUCUCACACAAGAACAGUGGGAAUCAGAAAUCAAAUUAGCCAAACACUCCCUCAUCGACGGCUUCGCGUUGAAUAUAGCCCAACAAGACACAAACACUGAUCAGAUCCUACAAAAAGCGUAUGCCGCAGCAGGACAAGUCGGAAAAUUUUCUCUCUUUCUUUCCUUCGAUUAUCUAUCCGGUGGACCUUGGCCCGUGGACAGAGUAGUCGAUACUAUCAACAAAUACAAAAAAUCGCCGGCACAAUUCUUUUACGACGAUAAACCACUUGUAUCGACAUUUGAAGGGGUGGCCAAUAUCGAUGACUGGCCUACUAUACGCAACAAGUCGGACUGUUUCGCCAUACCAGAUUGGACGAGUCUAGGGUCACAGCGAUUUGCAGAAGUCCGACAGAAUGUCAAUGGCUUCUUCAGUUGGGAUGCAUGGCCUGUUGGUACCGAUGAUAAAACAAUCGACAGUGACCGAACAUGGAGAAACGCUACCCACGGCAGACCUUAUAUGAUGCCCGUUUCGCCAUGGUUUUACACGAAUCUCCCGCAAUGGAACAAAAAUUGGUUGUGGAAGGGCGCACAACUUUGGACGUAUCGCUGGGAACAAAUCUACCGUUUUCAGCCGGAUUUCGUUCAGAUCAUUUCGUGGAAUGACUAUGGCGAAUCGCACUACAUCGGCCCUGUUCAUGUCGAUGGUAUCCCGCAAGGAGCAGCACGAUAUGUCGAGAACAAUUCCCACGAUGCGUGGCGAGAGUUACUGCCAUACUUGAUUGCGUCUUACAAAUUAGGUGACAGAUCCAGAAUACGCAUUACACGAGACACAUUAGUCUACUGGUACAGACCUAAUCCAAAUCAAUCCGGUAGUAAUGGGGGUACGACCGGCAACUGCCCGCAACAGGGUCAACAAGCGAUGGACCCAGCUUCCCUUGCGGAAGAUAAGAUCUACAUCGCUGUUUUGAUCAAGGAGCCGAGCUGGAUUGGUGUACGGAUUGGCAGUAAUAACAACAUAACAAGCUUUUAUGCUCAGCAGGCUGGGCUAAGCACUUUUGAAGUGCCUUUCAAUGGUCAAACUGGGAAUACCACAUUCUGGAUUGUCAGAAACGAGACAGAAGUGGCAUAUGCCACAGGUCCAGCUAUUACGGCUGAUUGUGUUGAUGGGAUGGUCAAUUGGAACGCAGUUGUUGGAUCGAGUCAAGUGGGAUGA
Messenger RNA from Talaromyces amestolkiae, 1296 nucleotides. RefSeq lists its product as uncharacterized. The coding region runs from base 1 to 1296 and encodes 431 amino acids. The transcript is spliced from 2 exons. Gene Ontology annotation, biological process: mating projection tip cell wall disassembly. Lineage: Eukaryota; Fungi; Ascomycota; Eurotiomycetes; Eurotiales; Trichocomaceae. The record is from RefSeq and is a predicted model, not a curated record. Gene Ontology annotation, molecular function: glucan endo-1,3-alpha-glucosidase activity.